UAGCCUGGCAGCCUGUUAGAGGAAGUAGCGAGACAGGAAGAGGCAGCCUUGGGAGCGUAGAAGGGGGUUAUUUGGGGAAAGGUGGCAGGCCUCGGGACCUGGGCCUGGGAGCUUUCGGGCGGCUUGCUUCGGUGAGAGGGGCGAGAGGGCCUGCUUCAAAAUCCUGCCUUUGUUACUUAUCACUACGGAUCCAGCCAAGUGACUCACUGGCCCCGGGUCUCAGUGGCUUCAUCUCUACUGUCCCUGGAGUUUGGACCAGACCAAGGCUCUAAGUUCCGGCCUCUGCCUAUCCCUCCCCAGCGGCCCCUCUGGCCACACAGGCUCAAGGCCUCUCCGGUGUCUCUCUCGCAGGCCUACAGCCGCCCCUCCACGUGCCUGCCAGAACGAAGCGGGAUAUGGGCCAGCGGUGGCUUCUGGGGGCCCUGCUCUCCAUCCUGACGCUAUGGCCUUCUCCGACUCGGGGAGCCACCCGGGUCUACUAUCUGGGCAUCCGAGAAGUCCAGUGGAAUUACUUACCACAGGGGAAAAACAUCAUCACCGGCCAGUCACUGGGAAAUGACAAGAUGGCUGCCGGUUUCCUGGAGCCCGGCAGGAACCGAAUAGGGAGCGUCUACCGUAAGGUCGUCUAUAAGGAAUACUCAGAUAGCUCCUAUACGCAGGAGGUGCCCCAGCCGGCCUGGAUGGGCUUCCUGGGCCCCGUGCUGCGGGGGGAAGUGGGGGACGUCAUCCUGGUCCAUCUGAAGAACUUCGCCAGACGCCCCUACACGAUCCACCCCCAUGGCGUCUUCUACGAGAAAGACUCUGAAGGUUCCCUGUAUCCAGAUGACACCUCUGGGAGACUGAAAGCAGAUGAUGCCGUCCCCCCCGGGGGGAGCCACACCUAUAACUGGACUAUCCCCGAGGGCCACGCACCCACCCACGCUGACCCCGCUUGCCUCACGUGGAUCUACCACUCCCACGUGGAUGCUCCCCGAGACAUCGCUUCCGGCCUCAUUGGGCCGCUCAUCACCUGCAAAAGAGGAACCCUGACCGGAAGCUCCCCUCCCAGGCGACGGGACGUGAGCCGAGACUUCUUCCUCCUCUUCAGCGUGGUGGAUGAGAAUCUGAGUUGGCUCCUGGAGGAGAACAUCGCUUCCUUCUGUUUGGACCCUGCCUCAGUGGACCAAGAGGAUGAAGCUUUCCAAGAGAGCAACAUGAUACACGCGAUCAACGGCUUUGUCUUUGGGAACCUGCCUGAACUGAGCAUGUGCUCCGGGGAGCACGUAGCCUGGCACCUGUUCGGCAUGGGCAACGAGGUGGACGUGCACACGGCCUUCUUCCCCGGGCAGAUGCUGACGAUCCGGGGCCACCGCACCGACGUGGUCGCCCUCUUCCCCGCCACCUUCGUGGCCGCCGAGAUGGUGCCUCAGAUCCCUGGCAGGUGGCUACUGAGCUGCCAAGUGAAUAGCCACCUGAGAGAUGGCAUGCAGGCCCUCUACGAGGUCAAGCCAUGCUCCUUGACCCCCCCAAAAGCCACCCUUUCGGGCCGAGUCCGCCAGUACUUCAUUGUGGCCUCCGAGGAGAGCUGGGACUAUGGGCCUACAAGGAGAGAUGGAAAGACUGGGAAGAGCCUCCAGGAGCCUGGCAGCGACGCAGAAAAGUUCUUCCAGAAGAGUUCCAGUCGGAUCGGGGGCAGUUACUGGAAAGUCCGCUACAUCCAGUACACGGACGAGACCUUCCAGACGAGGACGCCGCAGUCGGAAGAAACCCUGCACCUGGGCAUCAUGGGGCCGGUGAUCAGGGCCGAGGUGGGCGACACCAUCGAGGUAGUGUUCUACAACCGGGCCUCCCAGCCGUUCAGCAUUCAGCCGCACGGUGUCUUCUAUGACAAGGACUACGAGGGCAUCGUAUAUAAUGACGGGUCACAUCAGCACGGCUUGGUCGCCAGGUCCUUCGAGAAGGUCACGUACCGCUGGACGGCGCCCCCCCACGCCGGCCCCGCCGCCAAGGACCCGGCCUGUCUCACUUGGAUGUAUUUCUCGGCCGUAAAUUCCGUGAAGGACACCAACUCCGGCCUCGUGGGGCCCCUUCUGGUCUGCAGGGCGGGCUCCCUGGAGGCCAGCGGCAAGCAGAAAGGCGUGGACAAGGAGUUCUUUCUUCUCUUCACCGUCUUUGACGAGAACCAGAGCUGGUACAGCGGCACCAACAAGGACGCCGCCAUGUUGGACCAAAAACACCUCUUGGAGAAUGAUGAGAGCUUCCUAGACUCCAACAAGAUGCACGCCAUCAAUGGCUUUGUCUUCUCAAACCUGCCUGGGUUAAACAUGUGCCAGGGGGACACGGUGGCCUGGCACCUCCUCACCCUGGGCACCGAGACAGACAUGCACGGAGCCAUGUUCGAGGGCCACACCAUCCAGAUGCUGGGCAUGAGGAAGGCUGGAGCUUCCCUCUUCCCUCACACUUUCGCUACGGCGCUCAUGCACACAGACACUCCAGGGAGCUUUGAGAUCUACUGCCAAGAAGGCAACCAUCUCCAGGCGGGAAUGAGGGCGUCUUACAACGUCUCCAAGUGCCAGGGCGGCAGGUCCGGCGCCCGGGCCCAUUACCACACGGUGCGCACCUAUUACGUCAUGGCCGAGGAGGUGGAGUGGGACUACUGUCCGGACCGGAACUGGGAGAGCAACUGGCAUAACGACUCAGAGGAGGGGAGCUACGGUCAUGUCUUUCUGACCAAUGAAGAUGGAUUCCUGGGUUCCCGGUAUAAGAAGGUUGUGUACCGGGAGUACACUGAUGGCACCUUCAGCACACCCCGACCAAGGACAGGUUCAGAAGAGCACUUGGGAAUUCUGGGACCACUGCUCCGGGGAGAGAUCGGGGACAUCCUGACUGUGGUGUUCAAGAACAAUGCCAGCCGCCCCUACUCUGUCCAUGCCCAUGGGGUCCUGGAGCAGGGGGCAGGCUCGGUGCAGCCUGCUGAGCCCGGUGAGGUGAUCAUGUACCAAUGGAACAUCCCCGAAAGAUCUGGCCCUGGACCCAACGACUCGGCCUGCAUUCCCUGGAUCUAUUAUUCCGAUGUGGAUCCCAUCAAGGAUAUGUACAGUGGCCUGAUAGGGCCCCUGGUCAUCUGUCGGAAGGGGACGCUGAAGGCCUCUGGAGGCCGGAGAGAUGUGGACCGGGAUUUUGCCCUUCUGUUCCUGAUCUUUGACGAGAACCAGUCUUGGUACCUGGAGGAGAAUGUGGGAGUCUACGGGUCCCCAGAAUCAGACUACAUCAGCCUGCAAGAUGAGACCUUCAUGGAAAGCAACAAGAUGCACGCCAUCAAUGGGAAACUGUACGCCAACCUCAAGGGACUGACCAUGUACCAGGGCGAACGAGUAGCCUGGUACAUGAUGGCUAUGGGCCAGGAUAUUGAUUUGCACACCGUCCACUUCCAUGCAGAGAGCUUCCUCUACCGGAGUGGGGACAGCUACCGAGCUGAUGUGGUGGACCUGUUCCCGGGGACCUUCGAGGCCGUGGAGAUGGUUGCCAGCAACCCUGGAACGUGGCUGAUGCACUGCCACGUGGCCGACCACGUCCACGCUGGCAUGGAGACGCUCUUCACUGUCCUAGCCCAAAGCGAGUCCAUGAGCACCACAAGCAAGAACUCAGGGCCAGUGACAGCCUCUGAAGAGAUGGAGGGGGCCAGAAUCCAGAUCCUGGGUAUGGCGGUCCCCAUGGAACACGUGGAGACACUAGCCUUGGCCCUCAUCAUUCUGGGGAUCAUCCUUUUCAUUGGCGUGGUGGCCCUGGCCGCGGUCCUGUGGUACCAGCAGCGGCAGAGGAAACUCAGGCGCAACAGGAGGUCCAUCCUGGAUGACAGCUUCAAACUCUUGUCCCUCAAGUAAUGGGUCCCGCACCCAAAGGCCCACCUCAGCGAUGGCGCUCCUGGUUAAGAGCCAGCUGGCUGGCUCUGCAAGCUGGGUGCAGGAUGGGGUGGGGCAUUCAGUAAGAUGCUUUCCGUGGUACCGACCCACAUCGACUUUCUGCUCUAGAGUAGCUCGUGAACAACUAUGGCUUCGAACCUCCCCGCAGCCUCUGGCAGCCCUCCCCAAACUGCCAGAUGUGUCCAGCUGUGAGGGUGACCCCGGCUCCACCUCCUGAAGCUCGACCCUUUCGCUCCGGAAUAUGGCAUCUGGCCAGAGAAAACAGUGCAAAUGCAGGCCCCGACACGCCGCAUCUAGACCAUGAGUCCCGAGGACGAGUCUAGGUUUGGGGCAAGCAGGGUCUGCCUUGCACCUUAAUUCUCCUCGAGACUGAUUGCUUCAGAAGGGGCUGGUGUGGGUUGGGGGAGGUUGGUAGGCAGAAGUCAGCUCUGGAAAAUAGGCCUCUCAUCGGGCACAGGUCCAGAGGGGGACCCAGCAUGCUUUGUUCUGAUGUCAUUCAUAGCAAACACUACAUUAAAGACUUGAUGGAA
Molecule: messenger RNA, 4432 nt
Organism: Antechinus flavipes (yellow-footed antechinus)
Lineage: Eukaryota; Metazoa; Chordata; Mammalia; Dasyuromorphia; Dasyuridae
Gene: HEPH
Product: hephaestin
Exons: 21
Coding region: 396-3863 (1155 amino acids)
Biological process (GO): iron ion transport
Cellular component (GO): plasma membrane
Molecular function (GO): copper ion binding; oxidoreductase activity
Source: RefSeq, a predicted model, not a curated record